This is a messenger RNA of Danaus chrysippus (African queen), 426 nucleotides long. The record is from the annotation of a GenBank genome assembly. Lineage: Eukaryota; Metazoa; Arthropoda; Insecta; Lepidoptera; Nymphalidae.
AUGUCUGAGAAUUUAAUUAAACGUGCGAACUGUAAUGUGGUUAUUUCGGAAGUAUUGGCGUUUAUACGCAAUAAACACGAUGUUAUGGACAAUGAGAGUCUCGUAAGGAUUUGUCAGUCGGCUUUUUCUGAAGAGGAGAUUGAUGAGGCGAAGAAAAACAGCGGACCGAUAGGACCACCGCACGUGACGUCGGAGCUUACAGCUGACGCGAGCGGCCGCACGACGUGUGACGUCACAGCAGCGUCUCACGGCAAUAACAAUAUUAUGAGUGCACCUACUAACAAUCAAAACAAUGAUUUAUUUAACAAACCAGCGUAUAGUGCUCUGUCCCACUCUCCGGCAAUUAAUAAAGUUGUUCCGGCUGCACCUGUGAGAUCGCCUGUGCUGUGUAGUGAGGGCAUUAAGACGAAUAAUAAAGUAAUAUGA